AUGGGGCAUGUGUAUCCUCUCACCAAUUACACGUUUGGUACCAAGGAACCCCUGUAUGAGAAGGACAGCUCAGUAGCGGCUCGGUUCCAGCGCAUGAGGGAGGAGUUUGACAAGAUCGGCAUGAGGCGGACGGUGGAGGGGGUGCUGAUCGUGCACGAGCAUCGGCUGCCCCACGUCCUCUUACUGCAGCUGGGAACCACUUUUUUCAAGCUACCUGGUGGUGAGCUCAAUCCAGGGGAAGAUGAGGUAGAAGGGCUCAAACGCUUAAUGACAGAGAUACUGGGACGCCAAGAUGGUGUUCAGCAAGACUGGGUAAUCGAUGACUGCAUUGGUAACUGGUGGAGACCAAACUUUGAACCUCCACAGUACCCCUAUAUCCCAGCUCAUAUUACAAAACCAAAAGAGCACAAAAAACUUUUCUUGGUGCAACUUCAGGAAAAGGGUUCAACUUUAUUUACAACUGACUUCCCCUCCACCUGA
Molecule: messenger RNA, 480 nt
Organism: Nothoprocta perdicaria
Lineage: Eukaryota; Metazoa; Chordata; Aves; Tinamiformes; Tinamidae
Gene: NUDT21
Product: nudix hydrolase 21
Exons: 6
Coding region: 1-480 (159 amino acids)
Cellular component (GO): mRNA cleavage factor complex
Molecular function (GO): mRNA binding
Source: RefSeq, a predicted model, not a curated record